AUGGGAUUCUACUACUACGCGUGUGUCGUUGGCAUCUUACAAUUGCGUACACUGAUCUCCAUCGAAAAAAUGGCUCUACCCGACUCGUAUCUUCAUAAAUUCCACAGUCAUUUCGAAGCGUCAUUGAAAAACAUGCAACCUAUCAAUGUAUUCAUUUUGAAUCCAGGCGAUCUACGGGAUCCUGCACGAUUAUCCACUAUAAAACAAAUUGUAAGCGAAUUCGAGAACUCCACCUACAGCUACGGACCCGAGAGCACAGUCUUCUGGAUUCCCGCCUACGAGGAGUUCUUAAGUUUCUACGGCGAAACGGACGAAUUCACGUACGUGGAGAUGCCAACGUUUUUCAAGUCAGCAGCGUACAUCUAUCUGACGACCUUCGUGAAAUACAACGAAAGUGCAUGUUUGGAGAAUGAUCCAAAAUGCAUAACUUCAUUCUUUUUCAUGACCAACUUCCACGGGCAUAUAAAAUACCAUGAGCUGAUCCCAGCUAUGAGAGACUGGCGUCGAAUUGCGGCAAAAUAUCCUGACUAUGACGUCGUGCCCUACACAGAACAUGCACCGUUCAUCGAUCAGACGGUGGCGAUUGAUUCAACUGUAUGGGGUUCUAUGGCAGCUGCAUUGUUUUGCACAGCAGUUGCAUGCUUUAUCUUCAUACCGAACUUGACAUGUAUUAUAACGGCGUGCUUUUCCGUGCUCUCAAUCACUCUUGGAAUUCUCGGACUAUUGAGCCUUUGGGGUAAGUUACUGCAGUCUACAAUGUUCUGA
Molecule: messenger RNA, 765 nt
Organism: Cooperia oncophora
Lineage: Eukaryota; Metazoa; Nematoda; Chromadorea; Rhabditida; Trichostrongylidae
Source: the annotation of a GenBank genome assembly